GAUCCAAAUUCUUUACUUGCUAAAAAUCCAUGGAGUAUUUCCCUAAUCAACUGCAACAAUUUACCCUCUGUGGAACACUUGUUGCUAUCAUCAGCAUCUUGAUUGUACUAUACAACGUUAAAAAGAACAAGAAAAACAAAGGUAGAAGACCACCAGAGCCAGCAGGAGCAUGGCCAUUAAUCGGUCAUCUUCAUAUCCUUGGAGCAGACAAGCUGUUUCACAGAGUUCUUGGAGCCUUGGCUGAUGAGUAUGGACCGGCUUUCUCAAUUCGAAUAGGAAUUCAUCGAGCACUUGUGGUUAGUAGCUGGCAAGUAGCUAAAGAAUGUUUCACUACCAACGACAAGGUCUUCCCAUCAAGACCAAAGGCCUUGGCUGGGAAGAUCAUGGGAUAUGACCAUGCCAUGUUUGGUAUGUCACCUUAUGGUCCAUACUGGCGUGACAUUAGGAAGCUAGCUACAGUCCAUCUACUCUCGAAUCACCGGCUCGAGUUACUCCAGCACAUCCGAGAUUCAGAAAUCAACUGUUUCAUGAAGGAGUUGUAUGAGCAAUGCAUUGAAAAUGGUGGACAGGCUUUGGUGGAGAUGAAGGAUAGGUUUGGGGACUUGGCAAUGAACAUAACAGUGAGGAUGCUUGCUGGGAAACGCUUUUGUGGUACGAGCGGUGAUGCUCAGGAGUCAAGGCUGUGUCGAAAGGCCUUAGGGAGUUUCUUCUACUUUUUUGGGAUGUUUAUGGCUUCAGAUACAGUUCCUUUUCUUGGUUGGUUGGACGUUGCUAAAGGGUAUUUGAGGGAGAUGAAGAAGACGGCAAAAGAGCUGGACUGUGUGUUUGGGAAGUGGGUGGAUGAGCAUCGUCAUAGGAGGCUCAGAGGAAGCAUUGAAGAGGAAGAGCUUGACUUCAUCCAUGUUAUGCUUUCUGUCAUGGAUGAAGGAAAGCAGUCUGUUCAUGAUGCCAAUACUGUCACUAAAGCCACUUGUUUGAGCCUCAUCUUAGGGGGCAAUGAUACCACGGUUGUUACUCUUACAUGGGCAAUCUCUCUGCUAUUGAAUAACCCCGAAAAGCUAAAAAAGGCACAAGAAGAGCUUGAUAUUCAUGUAGGAAAGCAACGCCGAGUGAACCAGUCAGACAUACAGAACUUGCUCUACGUACAGGCCAUUGUCAAGGAAACUCUACGAUUAUAUCCUGCUUUGCCACUUUCAGCACCUCGCGAAGCCUUGGAGGACUGUACCAUAGCCGGCUUCCAUGUUCCAGCAGGGACUCGCCUCUUCGUCAACCUGUGGAAGUUGCAACGUGACUCAAGCAUUUGGUCCAACCCAUUAGAAUUCCAACCGGAGAGGUUCCUCACAGAGCAUGCUCAUUUCGAUGUUAGAGGUCAGAAUUUUGAGUACAUACCAUUUGGUUCUGGUAGGAGAUCAUGCCCUGGAAUUUCAUUUGCUCUCCUUGUCCUACACCUUACAUUGGCUAGGCUACUUCAUGGAUUCAACUUGGAAAGAGUCUCUGAUAAACUGGUUGAUAUGACUGAAAGCCCAGGGAUGACCAUCCCUAAAGCAACACCAUUGGAGGUCGUCUUGACCCCAAGGCUAGCUUCUGUGCUAUAUUGUUAAUUAAUAAGCAAAAAAGCUAUUAGAUUAUCUGCUUUAUUUUUACCAACGGUCUUCAUUUGUCAAUACUUGGUAUAUUUGUAGUAUUGUCGUAUUAUCUGUCACCUUUUAUGAUAUGCAACAAUUACAUUAUUGUUUA
Messenger RNA from Ziziphus jujuba (common jujube), 1737 nucleotides. Its product is annotated as xanthotoxin 5-hydroxylase CYP82C4. The coding region runs from base 30 to 1601 and encodes 523 amino acids. Gene Ontology annotation, biological process: defense response to other organism. Lineage: Eukaryota; Viridiplantae; Streptophyta; Magnoliopsida; Rosales; Rhamnaceae. The transcript has 2 exons. Gene Ontology annotation, molecular function: iron ion binding; monooxygenase activity; oxidoreductase activity, acting on paired donors, with incorporation or reduction of molecular oxygen. The record is from RefSeq and is a predicted model, not a curated record.